GGGGCCGGGCCCGGGGCGGCCCCGCGGCGAUCCGGGAUGUCGGGCCGGCUCCUGGUGACGUAGCGGGAAGGGCCGCGCCAGACCCCCGCCCGCCUCUGUUCCCGCGGCACGGCACGGGACCCCCCGCACCUCCUCCGGUUGCCCCCCGCCAUGGGUAGAGCCGCGGCGGUCGGAACGGCCAAAGCGUCCGGGGCCGCCACUGGGAAUGUGCCAGGCCCUGCCGCCGCGUGAGCACCGGCACCGGCAGCGUUGUCCGCGCCCGCCCCGGGCCGAGCCGGCGGCGGGUGCCAUGAGCAGCAGCUGCGCGUCCCCCGCCGCCGCCCGCCGCCGCCUGCAGCGCCGGGAUCGAUAGAGGCGGGGGCUGCGGACGCGCCAUGGCCGGCAGCGGCUACACGGACCUGCGGGAGAAGCUCAAGUCCAUGAUGCCCUACCGGGACGGCCACAAAGGCGGCGGCGGCGGCGGCCUCCCGCGGGAGCCCCCCGAACCCCCGUACGACCGCAAGCGGCGGCACCAGGAGGACUCCGGCUCCGAGCCCAGCGACUACGAGGAGCAGAAGGAGGAGGAGGAAGCUCGGAAAGUCAAGAGCGGCAUCCGCCAGCUUCGCCUUUUCAGCGCCGAGGAGUGCGCCAAGAUCGAGGCGCGCAUCGAGGACGUGGUGUCCCGGGCGGAGAAGGGGCUCUACAAGGAGCACACGGUGGAUCGGGCGCCGCUGCGGAACAAGUAUUUUUUCGGGGAAGGAUACACCUACGGGUCUCAGCUGCAGCGGCGGGGCCCCGGCCAGGAGCGCCUGUACCCGCGGGGGGAGGUGGACGCCAUCCCCGAGUGGGUGCACGACCUGGUGAUCAGGAAGCUGGUGGAGCACCGGGUGAUCCCCGAGGGCUUUGUGAACAGUGCCGUCAUCAACGACUACCAGCCGGGGGGCUGCAUUGUCUCCCACGUGGACCCCAUCCAUAUCUUUGAGAGGCCCAUCGUCUCCGUGUCCUUCUUCAGCGACUCGGCGCUCUGCUUCGGGUGUAAAUUCCAGUUCAAGCCCAUCAGGGUGUCGGAGCCCGUCCUGUUCCUGCCCGUGAAGAGGGGGAGCGUCACGGUGCUCAGUGGGUAUGCGGCCGACGAAAUCACACACUGCAUUCGACCACAGGACAUCAAGGAGAGGAGAGCUGUCAUCAUCCUCAGAAAAACAAGACUAGAUGCACCUCGAUUGGAAACAAAAUCCCUGAGUAGCUCUGUGUUGCCACCAGGUUAUAACUCUGACCGCCUGUCAGGAAGCAACCGGGACCAGAUCCUGAAACCAAAGCGGUCCCAUCGCAAAGCAGAUCCUGAUGCUGCCCACAGGCCACGGAUCCUAGAAAUGGAUAAGGAGGAGAACAGGCGCUCAGUCCUCUUACCAAAACAUAGGAGAAGGAGCAACUUCAGCUCUGAGAACUAUUGGCGAAGGUCUUACGAGUACACAGAGGACUGUGACGAGGAGGAGGAGGAUGGCAGCCCCGCCAGGAAAGUCAAAAUGAGGCGGCACUGAGGAUUGCACUUCCCAGGCUCAUGGAGCUGAUGAGAUUGGCCUCCAGUCUGUGAAAACUUUCUCCUCCCUCUGGCUAUCUUCCAUCUCGCUUCAGUUUUGGUUUUUCCUUUCAGGCUGAAGAGUAAACAGGAAGGAUUUGGUUUUAUGAAUGGAGGAAUGCUGAGACAUACGUGAGGAUGGAACAUGCCCAGUGCACAUGGUGUCCUGAGUCAUGGGUCAAAUGGGCAUCUCUCUCUUAGGAAGCAGAUAAAGUUAUGCCAGGUUGUCUGUUGGGAUUUCUUUUGAAAACACCAAAAAGUUUAACUGUUUCAAGAAUUGUAUUUUGUUUUGGAUUUUGGUUUUGUUUUUUCUUUUUUUUCCCUUUUUUUUUUUUUUUUUUUUGUUUUUUGUUUUGUUUUGUUUUUUCUUUUUUCUUUUUUUUUUUUGCUUUAACACUUUUCCUUUCCAAAUGUUCUAAAUAUGAUGUUUGACCCCAGGAACUGAAAUUCCAUGGUGGGCUCGUAUUCCUUGUUUCCCCAAAGGGCUCCUUAGUCUUUUCUUACCUGGUGGUUGUUGGCUCUGUUUGAAGGGUGCCCUGCAGUAACUGGAAGUUUGAAUCUUUGCAGACCCCUCUUGCUGCGAUCGAUUUCAAAGGGUUUAGGACAUUUUUGUUGCACUUUAGUGUUUUAAAUGCCGUAGGUUUCCUUUCCAGACCCUUUUCCCAAGCCAGCAUGGGCUCGCAGCCCUGUGUCCCUGCGCUGCCCUCUCCAAGAAGAAUGUACUAGAGCUCUGGUUUCUCAGUGCUGGUCUGACUGGGGCCGUGCUGUGGUUGAGGAGGAAGGAAACUGGCCCAGCAUUGUCCUGAGAUCCAUAUUGGAAUCUCAGGGCUGCCAAGUGAGGGAUCACACUGAGCACGUGCUGCUUCCCAGAGCUGGGGAUAGCAAAGAGGAGUAGGAGAUGCUGUGCUUGUGAGGGCUUGUGCCUUGGGACCCCUGAGAAGAGCCCUUCUCCACUGCCCCUUCCAGGUGGAGAGAGCUGAGUUGGUGCAGCAUUCCUGGCACAGUGUCCCAUCCCAAGGGACUGGCUGCACUCUGGUGGAGCAGGAACAGGAGCUGCUGUGGCCUUGGGGGAGCUGAGCAGCUCUGUCCCCUCCGAGGCUGGCUCUGGGAGCAGGGACUGCAGGGCUUGAGUUUGGCCCCAGUUCAGUGCAUCCAGCACUGAAGUUGCCUGUUUUCUCCUGGCUUAUUCCUGCCUGUGUUCCUGGGGUAGGGAGUUUCCUGGUUGCUCCAGGAAAUGCUGAGAAGAAUCAGGCAUUCAGCCCUGUGGAGUUGUGUUAGAGUAUCUGCCAUCAUCAUCCUCUUCUCCCACCUGGUUUGCAUUAGCUCAGACCAAAGCCUUGGUGUUUGAAAAGUUUGGGGCCCAACGCCAUAUUUAGAGCUGUACUUUAGAAGAAAACUUCCUCCAGUUGAUUCUUUGAACCCAAGUGUUGGCAGUUGUAAGGAGUAGUCGUUUUUUUAACUUUUUACUGCUUUGCCCUCCCUCCAGUUGUAGUUUUUCUUAGUGUCGUGUCCCCCACACACUUCAUGGUCUGCACGCUUGGCAAUAAAAAGAUGUAAUAUAUUUUGAAACCUGUUUGCUGCUGUCUUGGGGGGGCUCCUGGUUUAAAGCAACCACCCAGGCAUUGUUCCCUGCAGCACUGAUCGAGGACAUUUGCUGACAUCUGGGUCCCACUGUCCUUUCCCUUCCCUGCUGAUUUUUCACCUGGUGUUGGGGUUUUGCUUAGCUGGAUCUUGUCACAUGAGCUCAGUGGAUGUUGCCAUCACCUUCAGCACAGUGCAGGCCUGUGGGGGUGUUGGUGAAGUCCCCAGUUCCUGUCUCUGAUGAUCUGGUUUUCCUGGUGAGAGCCCCCACUGGCUCCGUGCUGAGGCACAACCUCUGAAGGAACGUGUCUUGUCAGUCCAGAGAUCCAAACGUGUGUGCUUCUGCUGCUUGUAAAACCUUGAAAAUGCUGUUUUCAGACCACACGUAGCAUUUGAAGCGAUGUUCCUCACCCUCCCAGCUUUCUGCUGUUAAUCCAGGCCAGCUCUUGGCUACAAACCCCCUGUUUUGGAAAGCUUGGCAUUCCCCUGAUAGCAAAAGUGCACGCAGGGAGCAGAGAUCCCUUCUCCUCCUGAUGGCUUUGUCUUUCUGGAUCCAUCCCUGUGCCUGUCAUGCUGCCAGGCUCUGCUGUGGGUGCAGACAGUGAUAGAGGUCACUGCCAGAGGUCUCCCCUUCUGGCUCCUAGUUUUAUCCCUGCCUCUCCAAUAUGGAUGCUCUACCCUGGUGUCAACUCAAAAUGAACCUGGAGCAUCUAGCCUUUCCACAGCUGCUUCCCAGAGCAGGACUUUCAUGGGAUGAGGUAUUGGCUCUGUCUCUGGACAUCCUGAGGACCUCUAGCCUGGUCCCAGCCAUCACCUCAUCCCAGUCCUUGUGCAGGCUGUACGUGUGCCAGUUUCCUUUCCCAGCUUGUUCUGGUAUUCCUGCAUGUCCUGCUCAGGAGCUUUCCCCUCCUUCCCUCUUCCCAUCUAUGCAGUGGGUCAGAGCUGACAGCCAUGGCUGGGGGGACAGGAGGAGCUCCUCUCCAGCCACGAUCUGCUCUUGGUUUUUAACCUGGCUGCUUGGGGCUUGACACCUUGGAGAGGGAAAGGGAGCAGGAUGCAGGUGGGCAGAACCUGCAGCAUCCCUCAGGAGAGGAGUCCCCAGCGUGCAGGCAGGGCCAUCUUCCCACUUGUACAGACAUUUUCUAUAGACACGGAUGUAUAUGUGUAGAUAACAUGGUUUUUUAACUCUUUUGCACUGAACAACAUCAGAGUGGAGACCUGGAUUCGAAACUAGAAGACAUUUUUCACACGGAUCCAGAGAUCUGGAUCCUUCCUGUAACCUGUCUGGUUGAAACUGUGGCUCGGAAUUCCUGGUUUUCUCUGCUGGGCUGCACACAGGCAUCAGGUCAGGCUGGUGGCACGGGGCUGCUGCUGAGCAGGGAGUGGGGUGAGCUCCAGUUUGGAGGCAAAACUUCUCCCAUCUGCCCCCAGGCCAGGCUCAUGCACAGCCCUGACCCCGUUGGCUUUGUCGUGUGUCUGAUCUGGUUGUGUGUGGUCCAACCUCUCCAUCCACCCACAGCGUGUCCGUGCUCAGCCCCAAACCGGGAGCUACAUCCAGUGUGACAAUCCACGUGCCCAGACCAGGAGAACUGUCUUUCCUAAGGAAGGGGAAGGAAGGUGGGGUUCAUCCCUGCUUUUCUGUAAAGAACAGGAGGAAUUGGGGUUUUGUUACUGUUACCGUAUCUCAAGAAGGGUCAGUGGUGGAAUUAUCCAAGCCCAUGGAUCAAAACAGCUGCCAGGCUUUGAGGAGGGCUGGGGGGGGCUGGGGUCUAGACCCCCACCAGCAGCAAAGAGUUUUUUACCUGCCAAAAGUGUUCCCUUUCCCUGUUGGGAGGAGAAACAUUGGGCUGAGAAAUGUCUCCGCUCCUUCCCCUGCCCACACUUAGAAGUUCUGGCUGACUUUAAUUUUUGUUUUUUAAAAGAUUCUAAUUUUUUUUUUUUUUUUUUUGUUACCAAUAAAAAUAAAAAUAAAAAAAAAUAAAAAAGAAAGUGGCAAUAUUUUUUUCUGUAAGCUUUUCCUAGGAAAAAGCGUGGUUUGUAACAAAGUUGUACAGUUCUGAAGUUUGAGAUACGAGAAGUACUGUGUGAAACGCUGUAAAUGGGGCAGAGAUUAUUUUAUGUACAGUCUGAUGUGGGGGGAAUCUUUUAAUUCUGGUUGAUUCUUAGGAAGAAUUUGGUUCUUCACUGUCAGGGUUUGGAAUUUCAUGGUUUCAUUAUUAUUUUUUUUCUUGUAUAGAUUGCUGCAUUAAUUAAAUAAAAGCAGAAAGCAUC
This is a messenger RNA of Oenanthe melanoleuca, 5407 nucleotides long. It is a transcript of the gene ALKBH5, whose product is annotated as alkB homolog 5, RNA demethylase. The record is from RefSeq and is a predicted model, not a curated record. Bases 375 to 1517 code for a protein of 380 amino acids. Gene Ontology annotation, cellular component: nucleus. The transcript has 5 exons. Gene Ontology annotation, biological process: mRNA export from nucleus; mRNA processing. NCBI's taxonomy places the organism in Eukaryota, Metazoa, Chordata, Aves, Passeriformes, Muscicapidae. Gene Ontology annotation, molecular function: oxidative RNA demethylase activity.